CACAUGCAGAACAAUGGAUCUACUGUUGUGGCUUGGGCUUCAAUGACGGUGCGGACGGACAGAGAGGCGACCAUGCAAAAACGAUGAUUUCCCAAGAACUGAAAGUUGCAGGAAAUGGUACUAUUUUGAACACAAGAUGAAUCGCCAUGACUGUCAACUUGUUCGGUCCAAAAGUAACGUUUGCGUACAAUACGGUAAUCAGAUCCCAUGCAUCUUUCUCUCCUUCACUCGUCAUCUCUCUCUUCUCCAACAUGCGCCGAGCCGGCGUCUCACCUGAUCACUACACUUUCCCUUUUGUACUCAAGGCUUGUUCUCGUCUCCAAACGGGUCAAGAUCUCCAUUCUCUUAUAACAAAGCUUGGGCUUGAUUCGAAUGUUUACGUGCAGAACGCAUUGAUCAAUCUCUAUGGCUGUCAUGGUCUGGUCGACGUUGCUUUUAAGGUGUUCGACGAAAUGCGUGUUAGAGAUCUCGUCUCAUGGUCUUCAAUGAUUGCCUCUUUGGCUAACAAUGGUUUUGCGCGAGAAGGUUUGGGUUUAUUUCGAAGAAUGAAAUUUGAUGGAAAUGUAAAGCCUGAUGUGGGGACAAUGCUAAGUGUGAUAUCGGCUAUUUCUAAAUUAGGAUCAUUAAAAUGGUGUAGCUGGGUUGAUUCUUAUAUUUCCCGAAAUAACUUGGAUCUUACUGUACCAUUAGGCACUGCACUGAUUGAUAUGUAUUCUAGAUGUGGGUCUGUUGAUGAUUCUAUCAAAGUGUUUGAUAAAAUGCCUGAAAGAAAUGUGUUAACUUGGUCUGCAUUGAUCAAUGGGCUUGGAGUGCAUGGAAGAAGUAAGGAGGCACUUAGAAUGUUUUAUGAAAUGAAGAAAACCAAUUUGCAGCCUGAUCACAUUACAUUUAAUGGUGUUUUAGUUGCUUGCAGCCAUGGCGGUCUUGUUGAUGAUGGCUGGCAAGUUUUCAAAAGCAUUAAGAACGAAUAUGGUAUAGAACCUACAAUCGAGCAUUAUGGGUGUAUGGUCGAUCUACUAGGCCGUGCAGGGAAACUACACGAGGCCUUUGAAUUUAUCGAAAGAAUGCCCCUUAAACAGAAUGCUAUUAUUUGGAGGACUUUGCUUGGAGCUUGUGUAAAUCAUAAGAAUCUUGAAUUAGCAAAGGAAGUGAAGGGAAAGAUCUAUCUUUUAGAAACUGAUCAUGACGGUGACUAUGUGCUAUUAUCAAAUGCUUAUGGUGAAGUCGGUAGAUUUAUUGAGAAGGCUAACAUUAGAACUUCAAUGCAUGAUAAGAGGAUCAGCAAGAAACCUGGAUAUAGUAUGCUUAAUGUGGAUGAGGAGAUUCAUGAGUUUGUAUCAGGAGAUAGUUCUCAUCCUAAAUCACAGGAAAUUAGAAAAUUUUUGGUUCACUUAGUUAAUAGUCUUCGAGUUGAAGGUUAUGCACCGAGUACUGCCAAUGUGUUUCAUGACAUUGAAGAGGAGGAGAAAGAGCAUAGUCUUAGCUACCAUAGUGAAAAAUUAGCAGUGGCUUUUGCUUUGCUUAGCUUUAAGGAUAUGAGAACUAUAAGAAUCAUGAAGAAUGUUCGAAUUUGUCGCGAUUGUCAUUCCUUCAUGAAGUAUGUUUCCAGCAACUUUGAUAAAAAAAUUAUUGUUAGGGAUCGAAAUCGGUUCCAUCAUUUCAGUAAUGGAAGAUGUUCUUGCCAUGAUUAUUGGUGAGAAAUGCUCUACUAUAGCUCCCUUGACUUCUUUUUAUAACAAAAGAGUUUCUUGAAAAAAAAUUUUACAGAGGGAAUGGAGGUGAAACUUAAGUGCAAAUAGUCUCAGCAGAGGUUCUCAAACGGGCACCAAUAUGUAUCUAAAUUUAUGUUUUGUUCCGAUGAAGUCUGGCAAGUUCUGCUGUUCUGGCUAGUCAAUAAAGGCGGACAAUAUGGUAAACUUUUUUGAAUUUCUUUCAAAUGUUUCUAGUUCCAAAAUGUAUUUGCCUGUGAGGAGGAACCAAAGUGCUUAUCUGAAAGGUUCUAGAAAACACACAUUCCAAAUAUAUUAGCAGU
Jatropha curcas is the source of this 2032-nucleotide messenger RNA. The record is from RefSeq and is a predicted model, not a curated record. NCBI's taxonomy places the organism in Eukaryota, Viridiplantae, Streptophyta, Magnoliopsida, Malpighiales, Euphorbiaceae.